AUUCCCUUCACUAGCGAAAAUAGAUACCAAAAAUACGAGAAAUGGUGCAUAUCUCCCGUUUUUCGGCAUACACCAAGGAUGACGUGCGGAAAAUGGUCACCAUCCUUAAGGAAUUUGUUCUUGUUUAUACAGAUAGCAGAGUUUCCAUCAACUACCAGAGUCGCCCCGUUGUGCUCUUCUUUACUACAAUUAUAGGCACCUUUGGUAUCGGGACUUUUUUCACAUUAAGAUCUUUAAUCCUUGCGUGGAAGGAGUACUGGCUGAAGAAAAACUCUCCAAGACCAAUAUUGACAAGGCAAAGCUCAACGGUUCUAAAAAACGGUUCGAGGCAGAUUUUCCUACCUUGCGGUAAAUCUCUGACCACAAAAGUUGUCAUUCCCAAGCCUAACUUAGACCGCUACGCUGCAGACAAGUACCUAUAUAAAAACUUCCACAUCGAGCAGACGCUAAAGCUGCAAAGAAACAUAUUGAACUCGACGUUUCUCAAUCAAAUCGUCAUCAUAUGGCGAAUUCUCAUUCCAAGGCUCUAUAGCAAAAACUCGUCUUUGCUCUUCUCGCAGUGUUUUUUUCUUAUUCUUCGAACAUGGCUCUCGCUACUAAUUGCCAAGCUCGACGGACAGAUUGUGAAAAACUUGAUUUCCGCAAACGGCAAAAAAUUUGUGCGAGACUUGAUAUAUUGGAUCUUGAUUGCAUUCCCAGCUUCCUAUACGAAUGCUGCCAUCAAAUACUUAACAAACAGGCUCUCUUUGGGCUUCAGAACCAAUUUGAUCCGUUACAUCCACGACAUGUAUUUGGACAAGGUCAUGACAUACUACAAGAUACUGUUAAAUCUGUCUGACAUUGAAAAUAUUGAUCAGUACAUAACUAAUGAUGUGACCAAAUUCUGUGACUCGAUCUGCGGCCUUUUCUCUAGUAUGGGAAAGCCCUUCAUAGACUUGGUUUUCUUCUCGAUAUACUUGAGGGAUACUCUAGGGACUGGUGCUAUUGUUGGUAUUUUUGCCAACUAUUUUUUAACCGCGUUCGUCCUAAAGCGCUUCACCCCCUCGUUUGGUAAGUUGUCCUCACGGAGAACCCAUCUUGAAGGAGCGUACUACAAUCAGCACUUGAAUCUCAUCACAAAUUCAGAAGAGGUUGCCUUUUAUAAGGGCUCCUUAAUCGAGAAAGCCAAAUUGCGUGAGAGUUUCGAAGGUUUGAUGCUGCAUGUUUCCAAAGAAAUCAACAUAUCCUUCAAAUACUCGGCAUUGGAAGAUUACGUGCUCAAGUACACAUGGUCGGCCUGGGGGUAUGUUUUUGCGGGACUACCAGUGUUCUUGGAGGAUUUAUGGCCUAGCACUUCAACUCAGCAUAUUGACGAAGGGGAGACAGCGCCCAGUCUCAAAUCAACGAAAAAAGCAGUUGAUGAAAACCAGAAUAUGCGCCAGUUCAUUAUUAACAAGAGGUUGUUGCUCUCUUUGGCUGAUGCUGGCUCGAGAUUGAUGUAUUCUCUCAAAGAUAUCUCAGACCUCACUGGAUACACUGAUCGGGUAUUCAGUCUUCUCACCAAUUUACACAUGACUCAUUCUCCCACCUACAGUUAUCGUUCCAAGUAUGGGCCUAGUGACAUACAUGGCACAAUUCAAAGCAAUUAUGUCGGAGGUGUUCGCUUUGAAAAUAUUCCGGUAAUAAUCCCAAGCAAAGAAGGUUCGGACGGAGAGAUAUUGGUUGACAAACUAAACUUCCAGCUACUGAAAAAUAACACGCUCUUAAUUUUGGGGCAUAAUGGUUGUGGCAAGACAUCUAUUGGGAGAAUCAUGGCUGGAUUGUGGCCUUUGUAUCACGGUUUGUUGUCGAAGCCAAGUGAAGAUGACAUAUUCUUUUUGCCUCAGAAGACUUACUUUACGAACGGAAACUUGCGGGAUCAGAUCAUAUAUCCGUCGUCCUAUGAUGAUAUGGUUGCUAAAGGAUACAAUGAUGACCAUUUGUAUCACAUAUUGCGGGAAGUGAAGUUGGAUUAUUUGUUGACAAGAGAAGGGAAUUUCAAUGUGAAAAAAGACUGGAAGGAUGUCUUCAGUGGAGGAGAAAAACAGAGAAUGAGCAUUGCUCGUGUGCUCUUCAAGAACCCCAAGUUUGUUGUUUUGGAUGAGUCAACCAACGCAGUGAGUACCGAUGUUGAGGAUUAUCUUUUUGAGCUCUUACAAAAGAAAAAGAUCGCGUUCAUCACAUUUUCGCAUAGGCCAUUGUUGAUGAAGUACCAUGACUACGUUUUGGAGAUCAAGAAAGGAAAGAAUGCAGAUGGGUGGGAAUUUCACGAUUUGACAUCUGAAGAAAACUUGAAAACCAUCGACAACGAGAUCCAGGAGAUUGAGUCGAAGCUAGCUCGCAUCGAGGAGUGGGAGAAGCGCAUUGAAGAUAUCGAGAGCUACUUAGACGGCCACAACGAUGAAAUUCAAGAAAGUGCCCUUGACCUCGAGGAAGCGAUUACUAUUGAGGUCUAGCACGACAUUUGGCGGCCCGCGCCUUGUUCUAUUUCUCUUAAGCUACUCAUGUGUUUCUGGGAUUUAUUCCACGUCUCACCCUACCAACCCGUUGAUUUAUUCAAUUUGAUUGCUUUAUACCGAUCCUGCUCUCCUAAGGGUGUUGGGGUUUUUAUUAGUUUGUUUUAAAUCCCAAAUUAUUUUGUUCCUCUACAUGUGGUGAUUUGGGAUAAUUAGAAAGUUUUUCGGAAUCACCAUUUGCAUUUCUGAUU
Messenger RNA from Metschnikowia bicuspidata var. bicuspidata NRRL YB-4993, 2725 nucleotides. RefSeq names its product ATP-binding cassette long-chain fatty acid transporter (gene PXA1). The coding region runs from base 42 to 2474 and encodes 810 amino acids. The record is from RefSeq and is a predicted model, not a curated record. The transcript has a single exon. Gene Ontology annotation, cellular component: peroxisomal membrane. NCBI's taxonomy places the organism in Eukaryota, Fungi, Ascomycota, Pichiomycetes, Serinales, Metschnikowiaceae. Gene Ontology annotation, biological process: very long-chain fatty acid catabolic process; fatty acid beta-oxidation; peroxisome organization. Gene Ontology annotation, molecular function: long-chain fatty acid transmembrane transporter activity; ABC-type transporter activity; ATP hydrolysis activity.